AUGGCUUCGACAAUGUUUCAUAUCGAUGAUCUUAAUAGCGGCAUCAAUAAGGCUCUAGCUGAAUCUAAACUCGUUGCAUGUUUUGUAACAAAUGGUAAUGAAGAAAGUCGACUCUGGGAGAAUGACUUCUUACAAGAUCCCGAGUUAAACUCUCAGCUGCAAGAAAGAACAGUUCUGUUGCGCCUGGUUGCUGGUUCUGAAGAAGCUAACUAUCUUGCUGCAAUCUUCCCGAUUCCAAAGGUACCAACUCUUGUUGCUAUUUGGAAUGGGGAACUUAAAGAAUAUCUGGCUGCAGGUAUAACCAAAGACGAGUUCUUGACACGACUUGGCAAGGCCUUAGAGUCUGCAAAUAGUCGGAGAAAUGUGGAGAAUGACCGCUUCAUAGCAUCGAAUGGAACGAGAAAUCCAGAACAGCGUACGACAGAAGGCCAGGAUCAACGUUCGUCAGGUAGUUCACCCGCUGGCGAUCGGAACAUUGGCUCCACACCUGCUUUCCAAUCUACUCAUUCUAAUCCUGUUGACCCAUCGAGUUCUGGCUCGCUUCCUAUAGAUCCUAGGGGUAAUAUACCCAAAGAUAACAAGGCCAUUGUGGAAGAUCACCCUAAACAUCCAAAUCAAACGGGAGACACCACAAGUUAUGCGGCGAUGCAAAAGAAGCUCCAGCAAGAAGCUAGAGAAGAGCGAGCGCGUAUCCUCGCACUUGUAGAGAGUGACAAAGCAAGAAGACGAAAGAAUGCAGAACGCAAAGCUAAGAAUGGCGAUCAAUUGAUUGACCAGUCUACACUAUUCCGCGAAAAAACCUCAUCCGCUCUAACUCCAGCAUCAGAGGUACAAGAUUGUGCUUUACAGAUAAGACUUUUCGAUGGAUCUUCCAUUCGUUCCAGAUUCUCCAAUGCCACUACUCUAAGUGGCGACGUUAGAAAGUGGAUCGAUGAUUACCAAAAGGACGACGUGCCUUAUAUAUUCAAGCAGAUUUGCACACCCUUACCGAACAGAACCCUUUCGAUGACAGAUGAAAGUCGCGAUUUGACAUCGUUAGGUCUAUACCCAAGCGCAACACUCAUCAUCGUUCCGGUUCAAGCAUAUACUUCAGCCUAUGAAGCAACGGAGCCAAGUAGCAUCUUGUCCAGAGGAAUCGCUGCGGGAUACAGCUUCGGCACUUGGGGCAUUGAUAGGAUGCUUGCCACUCUUGGUGGAAUCGUUGGCGGGACGGCCGUUGCUCCAGAUACAGACCAGAGAGCUGAACCUGGCACAUCAGCUGUAGAUGGUCGUGCGUCAAGCCUCAGCACUCUCAGAGAUCGGAAUGAUAACGACGAUCACCGUGAAUUUUACAAUGGGAAUACCUUGAAUUUCGAACCUCGGAAAGAUGACCCUCAUGGGGAUCAUUGA
Molecule: messenger RNA, 1389 nt
Organism: Sclerotinia borealis F-4128
Lineage: Eukaryota; Fungi; Ascomycota; Leotiomycetes; Helotiales; Sclerotiniaceae
Source: the annotation of a GenBank genome assembly